This is a messenger RNA of Oncorhynchus tshawytscha (Chinook salmon), 2065 nucleotides long. RefSeq names its product platelet-derived growth factor receptor-like protein. Bases 192 to 1418 code for a protein of 408 amino acids. The transcript has 8 exons. The record is from RefSeq and is a predicted model, not a curated record. NCBI's taxonomy places the organism in Eukaryota, Metazoa, Chordata, Actinopteri, Salmoniformes, Salmonidae.
CUCCCUCUCUCCUUCUCCCUCCCUCUCUCCUUCUCCCUCCCUCUCUCCUUCUCUCUCUACCCCCUUCUUUCAUUUUCACGUCUUUCUCUCCUUGUUGCGUUCCCUGUGGUUCUGCAGUUGUGAACCUUGUGAACUGUUAAUCUUUCAGUCAGUCAGUCGGUGGGUUCGUUGGUCUGUACAUCACAGGAGCCAUGGUGCCAGUAAACGGCUCAGGGGAGAAGUGGCGGCUGGUAUUAUUGGGGGCUUUCCUCAUCUGUGGGUUAAUCCUGGAGUUUGGACAGUGCCAGCAGGAUGAGCAGGAGGGACGGACCACCCCACCAGACCGUAAGCCCAAAUCCAGUAAGGGUAAACCAGUGAGGGGAGCAGGUAGAGCCACAACCAAACCCAAACCCAGGGCUAAAGCAACACCGGCUCCCCCAUCAGCAGUCAACCAGGGACCUGUUCACCUGACACAGGUGGUGAACAAGGGGAAGUUCCGGCGUGUUGCCGACAGUCUGAGCAUCCGGUCGGGUGACACCCUGGAGCUGAGGUGUAAAGGGAACCCUGUUGAGUGGGGCGUUCCUGUUUACCUGGAGGAGGACGAUGAGGGGAGACUCAGGAUGGUGCAGCAUGACCGGUAUGGCACCCUGACCCUGUCCAACUCUACAGGAGCAGACACUGGAGAAUACACCUGCUUCCCCAUGUACUGUGAAGACAGGGACUGCAGGAAGGUGUACGACAAGGCUGUCAAAGUCUUUGUCUUCUUCCCUGACCCACAGGAGCUGUUUGUCCCCUCUUCCUCCUACUAUGAGGUCAUCCAGCUGAGGACCAAUUGGCCAACAGUCCUCCCCUGUCAGGUGACAUCACCUGACGCCAAGGUGUCUCUACACCGGGAGUUUCCCCCGGUAGAGGUGGCGGUGGACGGGGCGGAGAUCACGUUUAACGUUAAACAGGGAUUCACUAUCCACCGGCCCAAGCUGCACCACGCCGGGGAGCUGUACUGCGUUGCCAGCCUUGGAAACCUCAGGCAGAGCUCCGUCAAGUACAUGCUCAUAUACGUCAACUACCCUGUGGCGCCCCCGACCCCAGUGAUCCAGGCGACCUCCAACUCUGUGGCCAUUGGUCAGAACCUACAGGUCACCUGUACUGUGAUUGGAGAACAGGACGUGGUCAUAGACUUCACCUGGGAGUACCCUGGGCAACAGAUCGGCAGGCCUCUGUACACCCAGGACAGUGUUCAUCCGGACGGAGGGGGUCUGGGGAGGCAGCAGUCCCAGACCGUCCUCCUGGUGGAUGAGGUGAGGGAGGUGGACGGAGGGCCUUACACGUGCACCGCCCAGAACCUGCAAGGCUCCAGAACCACCUCCACCACCAUCAAAGUGCUAGCGGCUGCUGCUAAGGAUAAGGUCAAAGACAAGCCCAAGCCUAAAAAACCCUGAGAGUCAAUAGACUACAGAUCAGAAAUGGGAGAAGGAUGGCAUAGCCACGAAGGAGAAGGAAGUAGCCUAUCAAGAUGGAACUGGAACUGUAGAAUGAGUUGGUUCUAAUUCCAUGGGUGGAACCUUGCUUUAAAUGACCAUUCUACUCCUGACGUUACUAUGUACGUAUACUGUGAAGCUAUAGGGCUCAAUGAGUGAGCUCUCAAGUAGCUCAUGGAUAUUAAAACAGCCAGUAGUUACCACACACACAGCAUAGAAGGUUUACACAGGGCGGAGGGAAAGAGAAAGCUGGGCGGAAGAAUGCAAAUUGGGGAGAGAGAGAAAGGGAGUGGGGGAGUGGGGGGUAUAGAGAGAGCCAGAUAGCAUUCUGAGCAUCUACAUUGUAGUGCAUGUAUUUUGAUAGACAUAAUUAAUAGAAUAUAGACAUAAUAAAUAGAAUAGAACAACGCUCCCGUAUCACUGCAGAUUUAAAGGACCAUCAUCAGACCUUCACCUUCUUUGGUGUGCGUUUCUAUGUUGCAAGUAGUGUUCCUUUUUUACUCGUGGGAAUAUCUCCUCUCCAACUUUCCACCGCCGACAAGUUUCUCUAGUGUUCUCUCUUCCUACUUCCUGUUUGUCUCAAUAAAGAAAUGUUUUCGUAGACUACA